Triticum dicoccoides is the source of this 1452-nucleotide messenger RNA. Its product is annotated as tryptophan decarboxylase 2-like. The transcript has 12 exons. The coding region runs from base 1 to 1452 and encodes 483 amino acids. Gene Ontology annotation, cellular component: cytoplasm. The record is from RefSeq and is a predicted model, not a curated record. Gene Ontology annotation, biological process: amino acid metabolic process; carboxylic acid metabolic process. Lineage: Eukaryota; Viridiplantae; Streptophyta; Magnoliopsida; Poales; Poaceae. Gene Ontology annotation, molecular function: carboxy-lyase activity; pyridoxal phosphate binding.
AUGCGGCCGAUGGAUGCAGAGCAGCUUCGGGAGUGCGGGCACCGGAUGGUGGAUUUCAUUGCCGACUACUAUAAAUCCAUCGAGACAUUUUCCGUCCUCAGUCAAGUCCAGCCAGGAUAUCUAAAUGAACUUCUUCCAGAUUCAGCUCCAAAUCGACCUGACACUUUGGAUGCCCUUUUUGAUGAUAUACGAGAGAAGAUAGUACCGGGAGUAACUCACUGGCAAAGUCCAAAUUAUUUUGCUUACUAUCCCUCAAAUAGUAGCACUGCUGGAUUCCUGGGGGAGAUGCUUAGUGCUGCCUUUAACAUCGUUGGCUUCAGUUGGAUAACCUCUCCUGCUGCAACCGAGUUAGAGGUUAUAGUCUUAGACUGGUUUGCAAAAAUGCUUAAGCUUCCAAGCCAGUUUCUAUCAUCUGCGGUUGGUGGAGGAGUAAUCCAGGGUAGUGCCAGUGAAGCUGUCCUUGUUGUACUAUUGGCUGCACGAGAUAGAACCUUAGAAAUGCACGGGAAAAAAUCCCUUGAAAAAUUAGUAGUUUAUGCAUCUGAUCAGACACAUUCUGCUCUGCAAAAGGCAUGCCAGAUUGCAGGAAUUUUCCCAGAGAACUUCAGACUUGUGAAGGCUGACUACAGUAAUAGUUACGCCGUUGCACCUGAAGCAGUUAGUGAAGCCAUUUCCGUUGACUUGUCAUCUGGGUUGAUACCAUUCUUCAUCUGUGCAACAGUCGGCACAACAUCUUCAUCGGCCGUGGACCCCUUGCAUAAAUUAGGAAAGAUAGCACAGGCCCAUGACAUGUGGUUCCACAUUGAUGCUGCAUAUGCUGGAAGUGCUUGUGUAUGCCCAGAGUACCGACAUCACCUUGACGGGGUAGAAGAAGCUGAUUCAUUCAAUAUGAAUGCACACAAAUGGUUUCUCACAAACUUCGACUGUUCCUUGUUAUGGGUUAAGGACAAGAGUUAUCUCAUAGAAGCAUUAUCUACAAAUCCAGAGUAUCUUAAGAAUAAGGCUUCCCAAGAAAACUCCGUUGUUGAUUCCAAGGAUUGGCAAAUUCCACUUGGCCGUCGUUUUAGAUCACUCAAGCUAUGGAUGGUAUUGAGGCUUUAUGGCGUGGAAAACCUGCAGAGCUAUAUCAGAAAGCACAUGCAGUUGGCUAAACAGUUUGAACAACUUGUAUUAUCUGAUUCAAGAUUUGAGGUAGUAACUCCAAGGAACUUUUCCCUUGUGUGUUUCCGCCUUCUGCCCCCAACUUCGGAGGAUGACAAUGGCCGUAACCUUAACUACAGCCUAAUGGAUACCUGUAACUCAAGUGGAAAGAUCUUCAUAUCACAUACGGUUCUUUCCGGAAAAUUUGUCUUGAGAUUUGCCGUUGGAGCACCACUGACCGAGGAGAAACAUGUGGAUGCUGCUUGGAAGCUUUUGCAAGAUGAGGCCAGCAAGAUCUUAGGAAGUUUGUAG